AUGUCGACGACGUUUGUGGCUUUGACCCAGGGGCCCAUUCUCACGUUCGUCUUUCGCGAUGUGGUGUCGCAGUACGAGGCGCUCGCUCGUGUAGAGACAUUUUAUGAGUCGGAAAAACAUGCGGGGCGGUACCUGUCGUGGGACGAAGCGCGACGAGAGCGUGUAUGCAAGGGAUACCAGGCCUUUAAUCUGCCUCUGGCCUCGGUGGCAGCUUGGCUUCUUGCCAUGCGCACAUGCGUGCCAUGUGAAGAAUCAGACAACGAAAAGCCAUUUUGGUAUGCUCACUGUUCCGAGCAAGAGCGAGACGUACUGCAUCGCCUCAAGGAACAUGGUGUAUUAGACGAGGAUGGCACACUCUUGUCCACAACGCCCUGCACCUAUCUCAUUUCUGCCACAGCCACUCACACCGAAAUCUCCCUGGCUCAUGAGCGCUUGCACGCACUCUACUUUCUAUCGCCAUCAUAUCGCGCGCUUUUGACGUCGCUGUGGGACACUAUGCCACGUGCGAUUGCUUCAGCGAUAGAAUGCGACUUGAAGAUGCGCGGGUACAAACCAUCGGUCUGGCAGGACGAAAUGGGCGCGUACCUAGGCGUGCGCAUAACAGCCAAAGGCCGUCGCCACGAUCCGUGCCAUGAGUUUGGGAACAAGUGUGCAGCUACAUGCGCCGAAAUACGUGUUCUUCUUCUUCAACGGAUUCCAUUAUGCUGGCAAGAAGAUGUAGGCAUCCAAGAAGACUACGUCACGAUUUCUGAUUCAGAAUGGACACAGCUCAUCAGCGCUUUGACCCCUGCACCUUGCCCCCCUGCCCCACCUACACGUGGUGGCCGGCGACGCCGGCGGUGA
This is a messenger RNA of Malassezia restricta, 843 nucleotides long. RefSeq lists its product as uncharacterized. The record is from RefSeq and is a predicted model, not a curated record. NCBI's taxonomy places the organism in Eukaryota, Fungi, Basidiomycota, Malasseziomycetes, Malasseziales, Malasseziaceae. The transcript has a single exon. The coding region runs from base 1 to 843 and encodes 280 amino acids.